Messenger RNA from Penicillium arizonense, 1299 nucleotides. RefSeq lists its product as uncharacterized. The transcript has 3 exons. The record is from RefSeq and is a predicted model, not a curated record. Lineage: Eukaryota; Fungi; Ascomycota; Eurotiomycetes; Eurotiales; Aspergillaceae. Bases 1 to 1299 code for a protein of 432 amino acids.
AUGGGUUCGUUUCCUACGAAAAUCAAUAAGACUAAAGCACGUUUUAUCAACAUCAACACCCUUGAAGAUUUGGAGAGUGAGGCUAAGAAUGUGUCUGAAGAUGAGACAUUCUUGUCGCGUGGAAUUUCCAACAUGAAUUUAUCUGAAACACCAAAUGGACCUCACGAAAUUGAGGCCACCUUCGCUGAUUCUACGGAACAAAUCACUUUCCAACUUGAUGGCGAAGAGCCUUUUAACGAGCGGCGCAUCCUCUUCGCUAUAUCAGGCUGUGUCAGUGGCAAAGUAUCCAGUCGAAACCGCAAAGAGAGGCGCACGGUCACAGGUGGGAUCUGGGGCGAUCCAUCCAGAGACCCCAUUUACAAGGAGGCUACUCUCAACCGAGAUUCUGAUCGGCGUGAGAUUGCAAGGGUUCUACGCGGGAGAGAAGUGCAUACCAGGGCCGAUUUGGAGCUACAAGAAUCCGAAACGACCUAUCACUCGUUUAGAAGAUCCCCCGAUGGUCAGUCAGUCACUCAUUAUGGUCAAAUUCGACAGUACCCCAUAUCUAGCUCUGUGAAAACAGUUGCCGUCCUGGAAAGGGGCCGGCCUUUUCCUUCUAUAGCGGCGAUGAGUGGCUGGGGGCAUUCUGAAUGGCCUUCAACCAAGGUGAGUGGCAGAGAUUGGACUGCAAUGGUCCUCAAAUUAGCUACUAUUGUUGGCCAUACAUUGUCUGCCUAUACUGCAAAAGACCAAGGAAUUCAAGGACAGUUCCAAGCAUCCCACGCCGAGAAGCAGUUGAUCGCCUAUUUCCUUGACCGACAUGUUUUUCUACAGCAGGAUAAGACCCCAAACCCACAAUUCGACGAAGAAAUUGAGAAUCAAGAAUCGGAGAUCUCGGAAAUGGCCUCCCGGUUUUCUAGCAUCCGUCAAAUGCAUCGCCUUCAAAAAUAUAGGAACAAAGUGGUAUUUGGGUUAUGGAACAAAGAUGAUAAAUUACUCGGGGAUGAAUAUGAUGAAGUGGUGAAGGGCUUGAAAACAAGCGUUGCAUCCCUUGACGAGGAAAUUGCUGUCCUCGAACGUCGUCCCGAAGCAAGGCAAAUGAGGGCUCGAGAGCGUCAGAUACGGCUGAUUCAGCGUCAAAAAAGGCUUCACGAGCGCCUUAACCGCAUGUCAGCAAAGGAGCCAGAAAGAACUUUGCGACGGGCAACUAUACUGAUAAGCACACCUACGCAUGAGGUUUGUGAGGACUGCUUGUUGUUUCAGAACAGGGUCAACCACUUCUUCCGUCUACAGAUCGAGUUGCGUGAGUGUACAACGUGA